AGCAUUUGGACCGAGAGGAAAAAAACCUGGCUGCAGAUACGAUGCAGAGCAAAUAUUUGCAGAUCAGGAGGCGACUGUGACCAUACAAUAUCGCUAGAUUUGAAUUUAUCACAGCCAGAGUCAAGUCCAGCUGAGGGUGGACAUUUCUAACCAAACAGAAACUGAAGAGUAGAAUGGAGUCUCCAGUGGUGUUUCUCCUAAUCCUGGCAACAAAAACUUUUGCAACAGAUCAUGUGAGCAACCAGAGUAUAUAUGCCUCUGAGAACGUCUUACCUGUGGGAAGCAAUGUCACACUAUACAGCAGGGCCAAUGUAACCAUUGGGGCAUGGCUGUUCGACAACAACAUUAUUGUGUUGAUAGUUCCAGGAGAUAAUAUCAUAACUAACACUUGGCGUGAAAGGGUUACAUUCAAUUCAACCACUUCAUCGUUGACUAUAAGGUCACUACAGCUGAGAGACUCUGGAGUGUACACAUUACAGGCAGUGAAUUCUUUUCGUGCUCAGUUAACACUGUCAGUCCAAGUGCCCAUUUCAAACGUGACCCUGAAGGCAAAAGCAACCAAACUGGUGGAGUUCAAUGACACAGCAGUUCUCAUGUGCUCUGUGUCCAGCGGCUCGUCCCUGUCUUAUGUGUGGCUGAAGGGGAACAAUGUGGUCGCAGUCAAUGGGGAAGUACAGCUCAGCAAUGGAAACGCCACCCUCACCAUAGUCAACAUUACCCGCUACGACGAGGGUCCAUUCAAGUGCAAUGUGUCCAAUGGUGUCAGCUAUGAAAUCAGUCCCCCUCUCUAUCUGAACAUCAGCUAUGGUCCAAGUAACAAAACGAUGAUGAUCAUGCCCAAGGUAUCGAAGAACAUCUACAGAACAGGAUCUAAUAUCACACUGUCAUGCUCAGCGAGGUCCAACCCUCCAGCAACAAUCGAGUGGAUGGUUGAUGGGGUGUACCUGAAUAAAUAUGGCCCACAGAUUCAGCUUAACAACGUUACAGAGAGCAACUCAGGAAAUUACAAAUGUGUGUUUCACAACACAGUCACAUCCAGGUUCAGCAGCGCAAGUACAAUGCUCUGGAUUUUAGAUCCACUAGUAGCAGUUGAGGUGUAUCAUACCGGUGGACCAGCAAUACUUGAUGAACCGUUCACUCUGCAUUGUGAAGUGAAUAGAUCUUUUGACAGAAUUCAGUGGUGGAGGAAUAGGCAGCUUAUCUCCCCUAACGAUACAAUAGUCUUCAACAUGGACAACGAGACACUGAUUCUCAACCCAGUCCGACAUUCAGAUAAUGGAUAUUAUAAGUGUCAGGCUUUUAAUUCAGUGAGCAACAUGACCAGCAGUCCCUACAAAGUCGAAGUAAAAUAUGGACCAGAGACACCAACUAUCGUGGGACCAACUGUGGCGAAGACAGGAUACAACAUCACAUUCCACUGCUACGCAUCAUCAAACCCUCCCAGCCUCUACACAUGGUACUUCCAUGAUUAUCCAGUGGCCAAUACAUCUGAGUAUGUAACACCUCCUCUUACCAAAGAUAUGAGUGGGAUGUACACUUGCCAAGCGUACAACAACAUCACCGGCCAAAGCAAGACUGCAUACAAAAAUCUUACUGCUGUUGACCCAAUAGAAGAUGUCCAUGUAGAAACACCAAUGAAUCCUCCGAAAGAAGGUUAUCCAUAUAAGCUAAUUUGCAAUGUGACUGGACCUGCUGAGUAUAUUUACUGGAUGAAGAAUGGUAUGGAACUGCACAACGACAACAGAACAGUUCUCCACAUGGAUAACAAGUCAGUCACCUUCAACCCACUAAUACGCAAUGAUACGGGAUACUACAAGUGUAUGGCUAUGAAUGCUGUUGGAAACAUGACCAGCCCUUCUUACAAGCUACUUGUGAACUUUGGACCAGACACACCUGUCAUUUAUGGGCCAAAGUUUGCUGUGACAGGAGGAUUUGCGACCUUCAACUGUUCUGCCAUGUCUGUGCCCCCCAGUCAGUUCAGCUGGUGGUUCAAUGGCACCAAGGUGGCCAGUUCUUCAGUGUUUACAACUGGUCUAUUGUCUUUAAACAUGAGCGGAGAAUACACCUGCAUGGCAUACAAUAAUGUGACAGUAAAGAACAGCACAAUUUCCAAGAUGUUCACAGUUAUUGAGGCCAUAGAGUCAGUGAUGAUCAAGAACAGCACAGUUCCAAUAAACGCUGAAAACUUCACUCUCACCUGUGAAGUUACUGGGCCCUAUGACAUGAUCUACUGGAUGAGGAACAACAUGCGCCUCAGCAUGAACACCUCUGACACUGAACCACACUCAUACUACCACAUUGAAAACAACAUGCUGCACUUCACUCCAGUGGCAAUUUACAAUGACGGGACAUAUCAGUGUGUCGCUACCAAUCAGGCUGGUCAACAUGAAAGCCCCCAAUAUAUGCUCCUGGUGAAGUAUGGCCCUCUGAGUGUUACUAUCACUGGUCCAUAUUCAGUAAGACUAGGCUACAACGUGUCCCUGAAAUGCUCUGCUGAUUCUCAACCAGACUGUGAGUUCUUGUGGUUCUUCAACAAUACGUCAUCCACGGUUAUAGAGACCGGCCCUGUUCUGACUUUCUCUGCAAUAAAAGAGCACGAGGGGAACUACAUAUGCAAGGCGAGGAACCCUGUGACCAACAUCACAAUGUACAAGACUAAAGCCUAUACUGUCACCGGUCACGCCUCUGCUAUCCACUUCCCAUCCCGGGGCGGUCUGUUGUUGGUGGGUCUGUUUGCUUUGUUCAUCCCUGUGCUGUUCAACUGAGUCCUCAACACUAAGAAAUCCAGUCAGAGUGAGAGGCAUCUUGCCCCCUCUACAGCUCUACAGUCUUUUUAACAAUCCUACUGUAAAAUGAAUGGGAAGGUAUUCAAUGUUAUUAAUGUAAUAUUCACACUGACAUUGAAAGGGCAAAUUGUCUUAUUAUUGUAAUGCCUACUUUGUUUUUUUUAUGUUAAAUGUUAUCAUUAAUAUAGCAAUUAAAAGUAAUUGGGUUAGUGUUAUAGCUCCAUUCUCUUUUGGUACAAAUUGCAAUCCUUCACACCUGUAGACCUUUCUCUUAUGCAUGAUAAUAUUAAAAUUGUAAGCAGAUGUAUGUUUUAUCAUACUUUGAUUCACUGUAUUUAUUUAUUAA
This is a messenger RNA of Xiphias gladius (swordfish), 3132 nucleotides long. RefSeq names its product CEA cell adhesion molecule 1 (gene ceacam1). NCBI's taxonomy places the organism in Eukaryota, Metazoa, Chordata, Actinopteri, Istiophoriformes, Xiphiidae. The transcript has 11 exons. Bases 174 to 2765 code for a protein of 863 amino acids. The record is from RefSeq and is a predicted model, not a curated record.